AUGACCCUAAAAACAUCAUAUAAAUCCCGGUCAUCACCUGCCAAGGUGGUUCAAGACAAAAAAGAAAAAAGCAAAGAAGUGGUUGAAGAGUUGGGGGAACCAUCUGGGGAAUGUGCAUCCAUUACAGGAGGGUUCGGCGGUGAAGAACUUUCUAGUAAGGCCAGAAAAACAUAUGUUGCGGCGGUCCAUUCUGUGCACAAAACAUAUGAGGGAGCGUGUUGGUUGAAUCACUCUCCAAUCACGUUUACUCAGCAGGAUUUUGCACAUGUAAUUCCACAUGAUAAUGAUCGCAUUGUGGUAACAAUCAGGGUCAACAAUUACAAAACUAAGAAAGUGUUCUUGGACCAAGGAUCUUCCGCAGACAUCAUCUAUGGCGAUGCAUUCAAUCGGCUAGGGCUUAAGGAGUCAAAUUUGAAGCCAUAUCCUGGAACUUUGGUCGGUUUCACGGGCGAUCGAGUAAAUGUAAGGGGAUAUGUGGAAAUCCCAACUGUUUUUGGCGAGGGGGAAUUUGUUAAAAAAUUCCAAGUCAAGUACCUUGUCCUUGCGUGUCGUGCAAACUAUAAUGCAUUGCUCGGCCGUGAUACACUCAACAAAUUGUGUGCAGUAAUUUCCACUACCCACUUGACCAUUAAGUAUCAGGUGUGCAAUGGCAAAAUUGGGAUCUUGCGCGUAGACCAGGAAGCGGCGAGGGAUUGUUACCUCAAUAGUGUGGCUCUCUAUGGACGGAAGGCUGCCAAAGAAAGUCACAGAAUCACUGAAAUGUUUCCUCAUGAAGGCUUCACUUUGGAUCCAAGGGACGAUACCGAAGAUCUUCGCCCUCAGCCCAUUGAAGAAACAAAAGCGGCAAAGGUUAAAGACAAGGUGCUAAAAAUCAGAAGCGGAUUGUCUGGAGAGCAGGAGGCUCGAUUGAUCGCCUUGUUAGGAGAGAACCUAGAUUUAUUCGCUUGGGCGAUUAAAGACGUUCCGGGAAUUGACCCGAAUAUAAUCACGCACAAGUUGGCCAUUCGCCCUGGGGCGAAGCCUGUUGUUCAGGCAAGUAGGCGGAUGGGCGAGGAAAAUGACAAAGCAAUGCAAGUGGAAACACGAAAGUUAAUUGAAGCUCAAUUUAUUCGAGAAGUACAAUAUCCGACUUGGCUGGCAAACGUGGUCAUGGUACGAAAGGCCAAUGGAAAAUGGAGAAUGUGUACAGAUUACACGAGUUUGAACAAAGUGUGCCCAAAAGAUUCUUACCCACUUCCAAAUGUUGACAAGUUGGUAGAUGGAGCUUCAGGAAAUGAACUUUUAAGUCUCAUGGACGCCUACUCAGGUUAUAACCAAAUCAUGAUGCACCGCCCGGAUGAAGAAAGCACGGCGUUUAUGACAAAUCAGACUAACUACUGCUAUAGAACUAUGCCAUUUGGUCUGAAGAAUGCAGGAGCCACUUACCAGCGCCUAAUGGACAAAAAAUUUGCAAAUCAAGUGGGGCGAAAUAUGGAAGUGUAUGUAGAUGAUAUGAUUGUAAAGUUGGCCAUGGCGACAAAACAUUGCGACGACUUGAAGAAAGCAUUUGCUCAGUUAAGGAAGUAUAGCAUGAGAUUAAAUCCUGAAAAAUGUUCUUUUGGAAUUCAAGGAGGAAAGUUCCUAGGAUUUAUGAUCACAUCUAGAGGAAUUGAAGUAAAUCCAGACAAAUGCAAGGCUAUCCUAGAAAUGAAGAGCCCCCUACCAGUGUUCGUGAAGUGCAACGACUAA
This is a messenger RNA of Lotus japonicus, 1728 nucleotides long. RefSeq lists its product as uncharacterized. The transcript has a single exon. NCBI's taxonomy places the organism in Eukaryota, Viridiplantae, Streptophyta, Magnoliopsida, Fabales, Fabaceae. The record is from RefSeq and is a predicted model, not a curated record. Bases 1 to 1728 code for a protein of 575 amino acids.